This is a messenger RNA of Diachasmimorpha longicaudata, 1581 nucleotides long. RefSeq lists its product as uncharacterized. The coding region runs from base 204 to 1514 and encodes 436 amino acids. The transcript is spliced from 2 exons. NCBI's taxonomy places the organism in Eukaryota, Metazoa, Arthropoda, Insecta, Hymenoptera, Braconidae. The record is from RefSeq and is a predicted model, not a curated record.
UGAAUCACGAGAAAGAGAGGUUAGAAUUCUCGCGACGCACAGGAUCUGCCGCACAACAAAGGAUGUUGCUCCACCACUGGGGCUUGUGAUUACGCACCACAACCGGAGCACCGAGGUGAAACAUCCAAACCACCCUGAACUCACUGCUGAUAAGUCCCUUAAAACCUUAAGGAAAAGGAGAAAGUCCAAGCCAGUCCACAAAAAUGAAGAAAUACUAUCAAGCAGCUCUAGCCCUGACGGCAGCACUCAGUCUUAUCGCCCUUCUCUUCUACCGACAUGAGUACAACAAGCUCAGAUUCGUCCUCCAAGUGUUCAACUACUUCGGCACACCCUCGCAGAACCCAGCUAACGAAAGUUGUUCAAUCUCUACAAGUAAAUUCCGCUCGGACUUCUCUGAGCCCUCAGCAACGUGGCAGAGACUAUCAGACGAUCUCCACGUUUUCUCAGCCUACCACAUCGACGAGGAAGUCCGAGCUAUUGCAUUCGGCAGCACUGAUUACCUGAAGAACAACGUGCUCACCUGUGCCAUCUCUACGAAUGCAGAGAAUCCCCGGAGAAUUGUGGGAAAUUUCGCGUACGAAAUCACGUCUGAGAACGACUCCAUCGACGUUGCCUACGUCAACGGACGUAAAUUCUACGGUCUCGUUCUCUUAUGCAAUGGGGCAAACGUCUCGAAGCAUGAGAAAAUCACUGGAGUUCAGUUUUCCGGGGGUGAGAAAUCAAAAGCGAUCAUAAAAGUCAGACGGAUCGCCGAGACAGGGAAUAAAAACGAUUCAGUAAUCUGUGUUGCGCCCCCCAAUUUGAACAAUGACGAGCCCCUGGGGAAGAGGAUGGACAUGAUAUCGUUCAUAGCAUUCCACAGGAACAUUGGACUGGAUAAUUUUAUCGUUUAUGACUUUGGAAUUCCCGACGUUUUUAAUGUAGCGAUGAAGUCCCUGUCUGGAGUUUUGAACAUGAAUUUCACGUACUCAACAGUUGCCUGGAAUUUUCCUUACGAGGGGGUGGAUUACAAGGUAAUCAGGCACCUUGUCGAGUCUGACUGCCUGUACAGGACCUUUGGAAGGGCGAAACUGGCUGUGACCCUGACGUGGAACGAAUACAUCAAUUUGAAGUACCAUUGGACGUUGUCGAAUGUCAUUUCCGAUUUCAAUAAGGCAGCGGGGGGUUCCAUGUCUGGGGACCCCUUCGGGGUUGAAACAUUUGUAUUUUGUGUCGACGGAUCAUCUGGAGACUCCCUGAAUUUUUCUACUCCAAUGAUAUUGUCGACGACCAAGAGACUCAGGGGGCAGGCUAAUAAGGAGGAUAGACACAUUUAUGAGCUUGAGGACAAGGGCAAGGUAUUCAGGAAGAGAAACUUUCGGAGGAAGUUGGAUGAUUUGGUCGAGGUUUAUAAGUACGAGGGAUGCGGUGGAGAUCAGGAAGUAGUAGAGAACCAGGUGCUGAGGUUUGCUGAGAAUACUCCAGGUUCAACGGUCUUUCAGUAUUAUAUCACUGGGGGGUUGUUCAGUGAUUGAGAUUAUAGAGCAUUGUAUGCUUUAGAGAUUUUUGUAUCGAAUAAAGUUUUUUUUGUUUUUAAAUAAU